GCGGGGCUCGAACCCCCGGGCCGGGGCAGGCGUGCUGGAGAGGACGGGCGUUCCGAGUUCGAGUCUCGCCUCCACCGCUUCCAAACUGACUUUGGGGGCCUUACUUAGUCCCCCCCCAGCUUCAGUUUUGUCCUCUGGAGAAUGGGAAUGAGUAUUGCCAUCUUGGGGCCCACAUUUCAGGAUUUGGCAACAAAUGUGAACCGCAACAUCAGCAGUCUUUCUUUGAUUUUUGUGGGCCGAGCCUCUGGAUAUUUGAGUGGCUCUGUGAUUGGAGGGGUUCUUUUCGACUGUAUGAAUCACUUUCUGCUUUUGGGGGUGUCCUUGUUGGCCACCACCGCCGGUCUUUAUGUUGUUCCAUUUUGUAAGUCGGCAGUCCUGCUGAUUGUCAUGAUAUCUGUCUUUGGUGUUUCAAUGGGAAUUCUGGAUACAGGUGGUAACGUGCUAAUCUUGGCUAUUUGGGGGGACAGAGGAGCUCCACACAUGCAGGCCUUACACUUCAGUUUUGCCUUGGGUGCCUUUUUGGCUCCACUGCUGGCUAAAUUGGCAUGGGGGACGGCGGUGUCUGCUGACAACCACACAGAGGUCGACUCUCGGCAACCUGCCCUGAACCAGUCCUCCGGAGCUGACUCGGACGUGCUACUCGGAGUGCCUGACAACAUGACUUUACUGUGGACUUACGUUAUCAUCGGUACUUAUUUAUUUGUAGUUUCUAUCUUUUUCCUUGCUCUGUUUUUAAAGAAAAGUUCAAGGAGAGAAACAGCGAGAGCAACUGCUCAGAGGUUUCGAAAAGCUAAAUAUCACCACGCCCUUCUUUGUCUCCUUUUCCUCUUCUUCUUCUUUUAUGUUGGAGCCGAGGUGACCUAUGGCUCCUACGUUUUCUCAUUUGCAACCACCCACGUUGGCAUGACAGAAAGUGCAGCGGCUGGGGUAAACUCCAUGUUCUGGGGCAGCUUUGCGGCCUGCAGAGGUCUGGCCAUCUUCUUUGCGGCCUGUUUACAACCCGGAACCAUGAUUGUGUUGAGCAACGUUGGCAGCCUGGCUUCGUCGCUCUUUCUGGUGCUUUUCGACAAGAACCCCAUUUGUCUCUGGACGGCCACUGCCGUGUAUGGGGCCUCGAUGGCAACCACGUUUCCCAGCGGUGUUUCCUGGAUCGAGCAGUACACGACCAUCCACGGGAAAUCCGCGGCGUUUUUUGUCAUCGGCGCGGCCUUGGGAGAAAUGGCGAUUCCCGGGGUGAUUGGGACCCUCCAGGGAAGGUACGAAGAUUUGCCCAUCGUCCUGUACACCUCCUUGGGGGCGGCAGUCGCCACGGCCGUUUUAUUUCCCGUGAUGUACAAACUAGCCACCUUCCCUCUGGAGGGUCAAGGGAAAGAACACAGGAAGAGCGAGGACCAGAGAGCUCUGCUGUCUAGCUCUGAGCUCAAUGACUAUGAGGAGGACAUUGAGGACGAGGACGCAGAAAAAUGGAAUGAAAUGGAUUUCGAAGUGAUUGAAAUGAACGCCACAAUGAGGAAUUCUGUAAUGGAGACGUCUGGACAUACUUUGAUGGAGCCUGCAGCUGACCUUUUCAGCCUGUCUCAUUCCAACGGCCUAGAGCUGGAGUGGGCCUCACCACUUAUCCCCGGCGACUCUCCUGGCAGUGACAGGCCAGGUAACCAGGACAGGAGGGACUGACGCUGAGAGAAGAGGGAGUUACCCUGACUUUUUGAAAAUUAUACUUCUGAGGAGGCCAGUCAGAGCAGAGCUUUAGCAGAAGCUCAGCAUGCUCUGAGAUUCGGGUUUGCUAAAGGUUUUGAAACAUUUUGUAUGCCAGAGCCUUCUAUAAAGGAACCGAUUGUCCCAUACAGCGGCAUCUUGUAAAGGCCAGUGUUUGCACGGGGCUGGCUGAGCAGUAUUUUAUGGUUUUCUCCCUCGGCAUGCAAAGCAAGCAUUUAUUUUGACCACUUGGCUACCAUCGUAGUAGCAAAGCCCUUAGUAAUCAAUGUCAGUCAUAGGUAUUCUGGCAGGCAAAUUAGGCAGCGUCAUUUCACAAAAGAGUGUCUUUGCAAACAGAAGUUUUGUUCAUUGCUUUUCCCUGUCCAUAGCAUUGCACCAACAGAUUCUAAUAAGUCUGGUUCAGUAUUUUAUGAAGAGGAUACGAGUCAGUGCUCUAGAGGUUCUGUUCAAGUCUCGAUGCUGCUGACCAGCUUUUGGGCUAUGCAUUCAGCCACUUCACUCACUUAGGACUCAUUUAUCUCAUCUCAUCAGUGCCUCUAGAAGUGAAAUACAAGUGAUACUCAAGUAGAUUUUAAAGUUUGUGCAAGAUGUCUGCUGGAAAUAAUAUAAGUGCCACCCAUUCUUCAUUAAAAUGAGAAGUGAAACAACAGUAAUAGCUUUACGAAAGGGCUGCUGAUUAUGACCACAUCAGUGGAAAGAGAUUCAAUGUUUUUACUGUGUUUGAAUAAUUAUCUGAAGGACACAAUUUAGUAUUGUUAUUGAUUCUAAGUGUACCUUUGUUGACAUUUGAACAUCUUUGAAAUAAGAGUAUGUUUUCAAAUCAAUGAACAUAUAACAUUGUGACAAACUUUGAUUGAAUGUUUUCCAUAUACAAAAUAAUGUUGCAUGUAACAAUCAGUGUCUUAUAUUCAGCGAAAUACAGUGAUUCAUUCAGUUAUGCAGAUUGUGCAUAACAUACAGAUGUUUUAAAGUUAUUUUUGUAUGCUGAUUUUUUUCUAUUAUGUUCCAAAGGGAUUUGGAGAUAAAUGUUCUGCUUUCAAAAUCUGUCUCAGAGUUUCUUAGUAAGUAAUAGGGCUGUGGAUAGGGUCUCUUGUGGUCUUAACCUACCUCAGAAACAGAGUCUGAGUCUGAGUCCUGGGGUUCUGGAUUUGCUGCUUCUCAUUGAGUCUGACUGGUAAAGUCACAUGAUAAGCACUGUAGACCAGACUGCUAGUUUAAUUUUCAACGAGGUGCAGUCUUUUCUGGUGAUAGAAGACUGAUAUCAACCAUGGAGAGCUGCUCCUUCCUCUAUGUGAAAUAACUGUCAAGCCAAAUUAAUGAUGCAGAGGUUCUCGAUGGCCCAGGAGUCAGGAUCAGAGGGGGACCUCAUAGGAGUCUGGCUAGGCUGUUGUGAGCCAGCCUUUGAGAAAUGAUGAGCAUUGAUGAUAGAUGUUGUUCACAUCUCUUUACCAGAAUUUAUGGUAUCUGUUCCUGCCUGGCUACAGUAUGUUUGUUUUCUUUGACCUAAUUCUUACUAAUGUGCCUUUGUUUGUCAUUAAGUGAAGUACAGUGCCUUUCUGGACCACUGCCAUUUCACCUUAUGCCCUGGCCACAACACUACUUCUUGUUACUAAUCUAACAGUUUCUGGAGGAAGUAAGAGUAAAAAGUCUGUUCUUGGUCUGUACACACUGUGCUUCUCUCUUAGCUAGAACUUGGAGACUGCUUGUCCUCCACUUGCUGGUUUUCUUCAGGUUCUUGAAAUUUGGGAGUGGUACCUAUUGGCAAAGAGGAGGCUUACUAGAAGAGAGAUUUUCCUGUAGUGUCCACAGGGAAGGGGUAGAAGAUUCAGUUCAAGGAGAGAUGGCUUGACUUAAGAACGUGGUAGAAAUGUGAAAGUCCAUACUGGAAAGUCCACUUCCACAAAUCAUAUUGAGCAUGGCCCUAUGAGAUUAUAGGCUUUUAAUGUUUGAUAGUGUAUUUCCAUAUUGGAAGGAUGAGAUUUGGUACAAUUCCAAGAAUUAAUACUCAUUCUAAUAGUCAUUUCUUAGGUAAGUGUCUGAGACCCACAACCAACCACUACUGGCAUUUUCUCUUGCUAAGUAACAAAUCCUCACCAGUUAGCAGCUUAAAACUACAGACAGUUUGUGUUUUCCCGUUUCCUUGGGUCAGAAAUGUAGGCACAAUGUCGCUGGGUCCCUUGUUCAUGGUGGCCCAGGUCUGCAGUCACCUGCUGGACAGAGCUGUGUUCCCUUUGGAGCUUGGAGUUCCCUUGCAGGGCCUCAUGGUGGCAGGCAGUCUUCACUUCCUUGCCAUGGUCAACUGAGGGGCCUGCUUCUUGCUGCCUGCCAGGUGGCACCUCCCCUAGUGCCCUGGGCCAUGUUCCUCUCGAGACCCCUCAUGGUGGGUGGCCUGCUGCUUCAGAGCCAGCUGUAGGCUCUUGUCCAAGUCUGCCUGGCUGGCGCCUUGGACAACAUAAGGUUGUCCAUUGUCACCUUUACCACUUUCUGUUGGCAGAGUAUGUCCCAGGUUCUGCCCAAACUCAAGGGGAGAGGCUGGUACAGAAAUGUGAGUCUUUGGGGGUCAUCUUGAGUCUUUGGGGGUCAUCUUGUGCGUCACUACUCUGGGGUGAGGCAAAAUAAAAGAUGAAGCAAGGUACCGACUGAGCUGGGGGAGAAAAGCUUCAGUAUCUCCAGGGACUGGAGAUUCAGCUUAAAUUCAGCUUAAAUCAGUAAAAGUCAGCUUUUCUUGGUAACAUCCAGAACAUUUUUUUUUUAAAGAUUUAUUUAUUUUUAUACAAGAGCUGGGGUACAGGUCAAGGCGCGGGAGGGUAAGAGAAUUCACCAGAGACAGAGCUGGGAGCAGAACAGUCAGAAGAUCUGAAAUAUACUGCUGAGGGUAGUAGUGGGCGCAACAGGAGAGGUCUGCCACGCCAUGUGGGAUUCUUCUCCCUGGCUCUCCAGGAAUCGAACCUGCGCUGCAGAGGCUGCAAACAGCUUCAAAGCGCUGUGUUCAACCUGCUGCGCCACCAGGGAGGCCUGCAUCCAAGAACACUUUGAGCGCACAUUUUGCAAUCACUGUUGUUUUCCAAACAAAUUUUAUUAUAUUUUAGUUUUUGUUAUAAAUGUACCUCGUUAUAAAAUGGUAAUGGCAGAUUAGGGAUAAGGGACAAAUAACCCACAAUCUAAACUAGAGAAGUCCUUACAUUUCUCAUCAACAAAAUAUCUUAAUGGUUAAAAAAAAAAAAAAUUGAGAUAAAUUGUCAGAAACAACUUGAGGUUUAUGUCUAGAAUCUAUUAACACCACAGUUGGUAGAUAGGUUUUUCAUUUGACUUGUUUGUUUAUUAAAUAAAACAAACAUAGUUGGCAGGUGACCAGUACAGCAACGCAUCUUCAAAAUUGUUGAGACCCAGAUUACGUGUAAAAUGAUCAUUUUUCAGAGGAACUCAUUAACUAAUAUGGGUUGUUCUGUCAUAGCUAGAACUUUUGCUUUACAAUAGCGUUGUGUUACCCAAUGCUGCCCCUUAAGAUUACUUCUGAAAUAGAGUAUAACAUUUUUAAUGGGCAUAGAUGAGAUAUAUACUUGGAGAUGUCCUGUAUCUGUGUUUAAGUACCACUUGUUUUGUUCAUAGUUUUUUGAGAAGAGUGUAUGUCUUUGUGUACCCACCUAUAUUAUGUGUAUUUGAUAUUUCUAGAUACUGUAGGUGGGAUAGAUCUGUUAAGGAUGGGUAUACAAAAGAUUAAGUUAUGCCAAAGUUUGUUUAAAAUAUUCCCUUUUUUAAUUGAAAUUUUUAUUCAUUUAUUUUUUUAUAAGGUAGAUACCAGUUUUAAAUAGUGUUUUCUUCCAAUUUGCAGUGUGAGGGAUUCUAGCUCCAGGUGGAAGGUUAGAGAACUAAAGAUUGCCUGUCAUAUUUUAAUGUGCAUUAGAAUUGUCUGUCCUAUUUGUAGUCUUAGUGUGAGGUUUAAGUAUACAAGGUAUCUAACACAUAAUCAUACAAGGUAUUUUCUUUUUUUUUUUUUCUUUAAAGAUUAUUUAUACAAGAACUGGGGUACAGUCAAAGGCAGGGGAGGGUGAGAGGAUUCAUCAGAGACAGAGUGGGGAACAGAACAGGCAGACUGACUGAAAUACACUGCUGAGGGGAGCAGCGGGCGAGGCAGGAGAGGUCUGCUGCACCAUGUGGGUUGCUCCCUGGCUCUCCGGGACUUGAACCUGCGCUGCAGAGGCUGCGGACAGCUGCACAGCGCGGCGGUCUACCAGCUGCACCACCGGGGAGGACACAAGGUAUUUUCAGGAAGUUUUUAUUUCCUGUUGUAAUAGAAUUUAAUAAGUAUAGGGUCAGAAAUGUUGUGGCAUAUUUCUCAUCAACUCUCAUACAUAAUAUAAAUUAUAGCCCUAGAUAAAGACCUAAUUUUAAUGGGUCAUGAUGGUACAGGGUGUCAGUGGUGAUCUAAAAGAGGAAGUGUGAGUGCGGCAGACCUCUAGUGUCGCCUGUUGCUUCUCUUAGCGGUGUAUUCCAAUAAAUCCACCUUUUCUUAAAAAAAAUAAAUAUAAUAAAGUGUGUUUUUCCUUGGGACUAAAAAACCAAACCAUCAAACCAAGGCUGGUGACCUUGGUAAUCAGGACGAUCUAAUACACUUAUUGCACUUCGGCUAGUUGGCACUAAGGCUGGGUUGAACUUAAGUUGGAUUUUUAUUUAGGUGUAGUUUCAUAUUUAAUGAUUUUAAAUUUUAUAACACUGAAUUCACUGAAUUUUUACAGUGAGAAUUGUUCUUUAUUUUUCAACAUUUUUCUGUGAUUAUUUUAACUGUUUUCUGUUGUCCUUUAUUUUGCUAUUUAUUCAAUUCUUUCAGAGAAGAUCCUUUAUAUUCUUGCACUCUGACUGUUAAUCUUGGGUCUCUUUAUUGCAACUUACUUUUGAUGCAUUUGAUUAUGUUAGUUAAGAUACUGUGAAGGCAAUCCAAGGGGGUUGCGUUUUAUAGCAUCUGAACAACUUGUUGUGAUUAUAAGGUCUUUUAAAAGAAAAAGACAGUUAUUUUUAAUGGUGAUAAAAUAGCAUGACAAAAUUUAACAUUUUAAAUGUUUUCGAGCAUGUAUUAUAUUCAUUGCCUUGGCAUUAUUGUGUUCAACCAUCAAGCCAUCGCUCCAAGGACAUUUUUAUCUUGCAAAACUGAGACUUGAAAUGCAUUAAACAAUAACUCCUUGUUUCUUCCUUCCCCAACCCCUGACAACAAUGUUUUGUUUCUGUCUCUUUGAAUUUGAGUGUUAGAAGUACCUCAUGCAAGGGGAAUCCUAUAGUAUCUACCCUAUAUUCUGUGACUGGUUUAUUUCACUUAUAAUGUCUUGAAAGUUCAUUCAUGGCGUAGCCUGUGUUGGAAUUUCCUUUCUAAGUCUGAAUAGUAUUCCAUUGUGUGUAUAGUCUGUUUAUCCAUUUAUCUAUUGAUGGACACUUGGCUUGCUUCUACCUUUAGGCAUUUGUGAAUAAAGUUGCUAUAAACAUUAAUGUAAAAAUAUUCUGCUUGAGUCUCUGCUUUCAAUUCUUUUGGAUAUCGCCCCACAAAUGAAAUUGCUAGAUCAAAAGAUAAUUCUUUUU
Talpa occidentalis (Iberian mole) is the source of this 7284-nucleotide messenger RNA. It is a transcript of the gene SLC60A2, whose product is annotated as major facilitator superfamily domain containing 4B. Lineage: Eukaryota; Metazoa; Chordata; Mammalia; Eulipotyphla; Talpidae. The transcript has 4 exons. Gene Ontology annotation, biological process: transmembrane transport. The record is from RefSeq and is a predicted model, not a curated record. The coding region runs from base 142 to 1674 and encodes 510 amino acids.